AUGUCGCACUCCAACAUCUAUAAAGAUCUUCCUCCCCUUCCCCACCAUCUUGAGGAGGAGCGUGUACCCAGCAGGUCUUCGUCGGCAGACAGUGCUACUCACCGACCGGCGCUGACGCUGCCCGUACGCCCUGUUACAAGUGCGCAAAUAUCAGCUUCGAGCGUUGACACCGUCGAGUCCUGCGGCGUUCCGAGCUCGAGCCGGCGUCCGCCUCCACUAUUCAGCCAUGUAUCAGUACCAGAAUCAUCGCGUGUGAUCCAACAGCAAGAAUUGACGCCCUUUGUUUCUUCUCUCAAUAAGCAAAACAAAUCGCCUACACCGUUUUUGGAAAGCAAGUCUUUGAAGCGAAAGAACGUCAUGAAGCUGACCCUGGCCACUCCAAAGACAUCGCUGAGCUCUCGCCCUAGCAGCUCGGGCCUGGAGAACCUCAAUUCGUCGGCCUCUUCCUUUGAGCAGUCCGGGUUCAAGGACCCAGACAGAAAAGCAUCCACCGACGAAUUGAUUGCCAACAUCCAAACGCUCGAACUUGGCCUGGAGUACCAGCUGUCGAUCAAGGCAGAGGAACUGGUGAUGCUCAAGAAACUGGGCUCUGGCAACUCUGGAACGGUCUCCAAAGUGCUACACUUACCAACACAGAAAACAAUGGCGCGGAAAACCGUACACAUCGAUGCCAAAGAGGUGAUACAGUCGCAGAUCAUCCGCGAGCUCCGUAUUAUGCACGAGUGCGACUCGCCCUUUAUCAUUGGCUUCUACGGCGCCUUCCUGCACGAAGGGGACGUGGUGAUUUGUAUGGAGUAUGUUGACUGCGGCUCGCUAGACAAAAUUUUCAAGCUGACGGGGCCAUUCCCGGACUUCAUGCUCAAACACAUUGCCUACUCUGUCCUGAGCGGCCUGGUCUACCUUUACGACAACCACAGGAUUAUACAUCGUGAUGUAAAACCAUCGAACGUGCUACUGGACUCAAAGGGAAACAUAAAGCUGUGUGAUUUUGGCGUGAGCAGGGAGCUGAUAAAUUCCAUGGCCGACACUUUUGUUGGCACGUCUACGUACAUGUCGCCAGAGCGUAUUCAAGGGGGUGUCUACAACAUCAAGGGAGACGUGUGGUCUCUGGGUCUGAUGCUAUACGAGCUGGCCUCUGGAAAAUUUGCGUUUGGAGGUGCUCCUGGCGGAGCGGCCCCGGGGGUUUCUGGCCUCAAAGGGGAUCCCCAGAUAAAGACCCCGGACUCGAUUCUGGAUCUGUUGCAGCGCAUUGUCAACGAGAGACCGCCUUCUCUCAAAGAAAGUGAUGGCUACACUCCCGAACUUUGUGAGUUUGUUGAACUGUGUUUGAAAAAGGAAAAGGACAGACCCGAUCCACACGAGCUGCUCAAACACAAGUUUUUAGCCGACUUCCCCGAGUCAAAUAGCUUGAGGGUGUCUGCCAAGUAUCGCUCGGACAUCAAGAAGUGGGCCAAGAAUGUCAGACGCGUCCAAAAAGGCAAACCUACCAAGUAG
Messenger RNA from Ogataea haglerorum, 1494 nucleotides. RefSeq lists its product as uncharacterized. The record is from RefSeq and is a predicted model, not a curated record. Gene Ontology annotation, molecular function: ATP binding; protein kinase activity. The transcript has a single exon. NCBI's taxonomy places the organism in Eukaryota, Fungi, Ascomycota, Pichiomycetes, Pichiales, Pichiaceae. Gene Ontology annotation, biological process: protein phosphorylation. Bases 1 to 1494 code for a protein of 497 amino acids.